GGCUGGGGGGCUGAGGAUUUUAUUUUCGGUUUGCAGCGCAAAAGAAGAGCAAUGAGGCCAGGACGCGGAUGGGGACGGCGAGGCAGCGGCGCCAAUAAAAGCCGGCCACUGGCGGCCCGGCAGGGUCUCGGCGCCCCGCGACCGGCGGACCCGCCGUGGCGAGCGCGGCCGGGGGUUCGGGGACCGCCUCCGCUGGGCCGGGGAGGGCCGGACGGAACGCGGGCGCGCGGGCGCGGCUUCCGGCGGGCCAGGAGCGCGGAACGUGCGUCCGGGGCGGGACUUCCGGCGAGGCGCGGAAGCCGCGGUAGUUGCCGGUGAAGGUGAGCAGCGGGAGGAUGCAGGCGGCGCGGCACGUCGUGUGCGCCCUGUCCGGCGGCGUGGACAGCGCCGUGGCCGCACUGCUGUUGAAGCGGAGAGGUUACCAGGUGACAGGGGUGUUUAUGAAGAACUGGGACUCGCUGGACGAACAUGGGGUCUGUGCUGCUGACAAAGACUGUGAAGAUGCUUACAGAGUCUGCCAGAUCUUAGACAUCCCUUUCCAUCAAGUGUCCUACGUGAAGGAGUAUUGGAACGAUGUGUUCAGUGAUUUUUUGAAUGAGUAUGAAAAAGGAAGGACUCCCAAUCCUGACAUAGUUUGCAACAAGUACAUCAAAUUCAGUUGCUUUUUUCAUUAUGCUGUGGAUAAUCUUGGGGCAGAUGCCAUUGCCACAGGUCACUAUGCAAGAACGUCACAGGAAGAUGAAGAAGUCUUUCAGCAGAAGCACAUUAAGAGGCCAGAAGGGCUUUUCAGAAAUCGGUUUGAAGUUAGAAAUCCGGUAAAACUCCUCCAGGCAGCUGACAGCUUUAAAGACCAGACCUUCUUUCUCAGCCAGGUUUCCCAGGAUGCCCUGAGGAGAACCAUCUUCCCUCUGGGGGGAUUAACAAAAGAUUUUGUAAAGAAAAUCGCUGCUGAGAAUAGACUUCAUCACGUGCUUCAGAAGAAAGAGAGCAUGGGCAUGUGUUUCAUCGGGAAGAGAAAUUUUGAACAUUUCCUCCUUCAGUAUUUGCAGGCUCGACCUGGUCAGUUCAUUUCCAUAGAAGACGAUAAGGUUGUGGGAACACAUAAAGGUUGGUUCCUGUAUACCUUGGGCCAGAGAGCAAACAUCGGUGGCCUGAGAGAGCCCUGGUACGUGGUGGAGAAGGACAGUGCCAAGGGCGACGUGUUUGUGGCUCCCCGGAUAGACCACCCAGCCCUGUACAGGGACCUGCUGAGGACCAGCCGGGUGCACUGGAUCACAGAGGAGCCGCCUGCAGCACUGGUCCGGGACAAGAUGAUGGAGUGCCACUUCCGAGUCCGCCACCAGAUGGCACUAGUGCCCUGCGUGCUGACCCUUAAUCAAGAUGGCACCGUGUGGGUGACGGCCGUGCAGGCUCUGCGUGGCCUUGCCACGGGACAGUUUGCCGUGUUCUACAAGGGGGACGAGUGCCUGGGCAGCGGGAAGAUCCUGCGGCUGGGGCCGUCUGCCUACACGCUUCAGAAGGGCCAGCACAGAGCUACGGUCGCCACCACGAGCCCCAGUGACAGCCCAGAAGAGGGCCCAGACCUGCGUCCCUCGCUCUGACAGAGACGGAGCUGCUGGGAGGAGCCUGGAGGUGUGGACAGGAACUAUCCUGGAGCUAUCCUCACAGGAACGUGAGCAAGAGGGAGGUGGGGUGGCCAGGCAGAAGGUAGCGUGGGCACCAGGUCAGCAUGGGUGAGGCUGCCCUCCAUAACCAACGGUGGGCUCCGCUGUCCUGCCAACCCUGGGGCCUCUGCCUCGGCCAGUGGAGGAAGUUGGGGCACAAACCUGCCUCUUGGGCCCCAGACUCCACUGGCGACAGCUUCCUGACUGGCCGGGCUUCCCUCUCUGCAGAAGGUACAAUUGCCUGCGCAUGCCCCACAAGGCCAGCAGCCAACUCUGGAGGGCUUCGGCGCAAUGUCUCAGAUUCAGCAGAAGCUGUUGGCCAGGGGGUCAGAGGGCCAAGGAUCUGAGCUGCUCUCCUGGCCUCUUUCCUACCCCCCCACCAGCACCCAAGGCUGGCACGCUCCAGAAGCUGUGUCCCUCAGAUGACCUUCUGAAGACCCGGGGUGCCCCAGGAGCACAGGCAGGCAGGUAGCCCUUCCUGCCUGCAUGGGCGCCCCCAGUGGCCUGGCCUUAGCCACUUGCCACACCUCUCCAUGAAGACAGAAGGGGAGGGAAAGGAAGAAAAACAUCUUCCGGCCAAGAGCUGGAUGCUCAUACCUCCCCGCUCCCUGCUCAUAACACAAAUGAAAGCAAAGCCCUUGCUCUUCUCCCCACCCAGGUCAUUUCCAAGAUAAUCUCAGUGAGACGCAGGGCCCAGGACAGCACCCCCUCGCUAGCUUCAAACACCCUGAGCCUGCCUUGGGCCCAGGCCCUGGCUCCCAUGUUGUCCCAUGUUGUCCCAUGUCAGAGCCUUGCCCGGCCCAAGCCCUUUCCUUCUUGGGGAGUUUUUUUUUUGUUUUUUUUUUUUUUUUUUCCAAGA
Messenger RNA from Saimiri boliviensis boliviensis (Bolivian squirrel monkey), 2523 nucleotides. It is a transcript of the gene TRMU, whose product is annotated as tRNA mitochondrial 2-thiouridylase. Lineage: Eukaryota; Metazoa; Chordata; Mammalia; Primates; Cebidae. Gene Ontology annotation, biological process: tRNA wobble position uridine thiolation. Gene Ontology annotation, molecular function: sulfurtransferase activity. Gene Ontology annotation, cellular component: mitochondrion. The record is from RefSeq and is a predicted model, not a curated record.